Messenger RNA from Salvia miltiorrhiza (redroot sage), 2695 nucleotides. Its product is annotated as nitrate regulatory gene2 protein-like. Lineage: Eukaryota; Viridiplantae; Streptophyta; Magnoliopsida; Lamiales; Lamiaceae. The transcript has 4 exons. Bases 177 to 2474 code for a protein of 765 amino acids. The record is from RefSeq and is a predicted model, not a curated record.
CUAAAAAAAACAUGUCUGCAAAAAAAAUGCAUGGGACUGAAUUUAAAUUUUAUAUAAAACAAUUUUAUUUAAACAGCAGAAAACUCAAGUAAUAAGCGCAGUGGCAGUGUGAAAAAUCCCUCCUUCCUCCGCCACCGCCUCCGCCGCCGGCCAAUCUCCAUCUCGACGAAGGAGAAAUGGGUUGCACGCCGUCCAAACUCGACAACGAGGACACGGUGCGGCGCUGCAAGGACCGCCGCCGCCUCAUGAAGGAGGCUGUCUACUCCCGCCACCACCUCGCCGCCGCGCACUCCGAUUACUGCCGCUCCCUCCGCAUGACCGGCUCCGCCCUCGUCACAUUCGCCUCCGGCGAAGCCUUCUCUAUUUCCGACCACGCCCCCGCCGUCCUCCGCCGCACUCCCACCACCCCACCUUCUACCCCCCCGCCGCCCCCCAUGUCCACCCACCGCCACCACAAACCUCCGCGGCGGCGGAGGCAGCAGCCCAUCAAACUACCCCACAUUCUCUCCGACUCAAGCUUCACUUCUUCUCCGCCGCCAAAUCACAAUUUCACCUACAACGCGAGACCCAAUUCAACCUACUCGACCACUCCUUCACAGACCUCUUCGAUAUGGAAUUGGGAGCAUCUCCACCCCCCGCCCUCGCCGCCGGACUCCGAGUUCUUCGACCAACUCAACCAAAACGGAGCUCCAACCAACCAAAACGACGACGAUUCAACCUCUUCCUCCUCCGACGAUCAUCCCUACGUCGACAACGACGAUAAAGCUUCAACCAUUACAUCCAAUUCGAAUCAGAAUCCAUAUGGGAAGCAAUUCGAUGACCUACAAUCAAAUUACUCUGUUUAUUCACGUCGCUCGGAAAUCAAUCAAACGAGGAAGAGGCGGGAAGCAGGCGGCGAGGAGACAGAGAGAGAGGAAAUUGAGUGCAGCGAGUGGGGCGAUCACGAUCACGAUGACUACACCAGCUCGAGCGAUGAGGGUGAGGAGGCGGAUUUGAAGUCAAGAUCCGAUUUCGGAGUGAGAAAUGAGGAUUCAGGGAGUGAGAGAGUGAAGGCGAACUCCAAGUAUUCGAGUAAAUUGGAGAAGAUUUCAUCGGAGGAUGAUGAUGGGAAGGAAGGUAGGAAUUCGGAGACAAGGAUUGUGGUGAGGCACAGGGAUUUGGUGGAGAUCGUGGCAGCUCUCAUGGAGUAUUUCGACAAGGCGGCUUCUGCCGGCGAGCAGGUGACGGAGAUGCUGGAGGCCGGCCGGGAUCAGCUCGAUCGAAGCUUCAAGCAGUUGAGAAAGAGAGUGUAUCAUUCAAGUGGAGUAUUGAGUAACUUGAGCUCAAGCUGGACUUCGAAGCCUCCAUUGACUGUUAAAUACCGGUUUGAGCCGAGCUCAGUCGAGCUAUCCGGUGGUACAAAGAGCUUGUGUUCCACUCUGGAGAGGCUCUUGGCUUGGGAGAAGAAACUGUAUCAGGAAGUGAAGGCUCGAGAAGGAGUGAAAAUCGAGCAUGAGAGAAAGCUGUCGGCACUUCAGGCACAGGAGUACCGCGGUGAGGAAGAAGCCAAGUUGGACAAAACAAAGGCCUCCAUUAAGAGGCUGCAGUCUCUAAUUGUGGUCACAUCUCAGGCUGUUUCAACCACCUCCUUUGCUAUCAUCGGCCUACGAGACUCUGAUCUCAUCCCGCAGCUCGUUGAACUCUGCCAUGGAUUCAUGUACAUGUGGAGAUCGAUGAACCGGUUUCACGCCCUCCAGAACGACGUGGUGCAGCAAGUUCAGGGGCUCGUGAACCACGCAGCAAAAGUAGAGUCCACAUCCGAUCUGCACAGGCAGGCGACGCGUGACCUUGAGUCGGCCGUAUCAGCCUGGCAUUCCAGUUUCUGCCACCUGAUAAAGUUCCAACGGCAUUUCAUCCGCGCCCUCCACGGCUGGUUCAAACUGACCCUCCUCCCCGUCCACGGCGACCCAGCUAAUGGCAACCGGGAGCUCUCCGAGGUCCUUGCCUUCUUUGAUGAGUGGAAGCUCGCCCUUGAACGUGUCCCCGACACAGUUGCCUCCGAGGCCAUCAUAAGCUUCAACAACGUGGUCCAUUCCAUAUACAUGAAGCAGACAGAGGAGGUGAAGAUCAAGAAGCGAACUGAAACCGCAUCAAAGGAGCUCGAGAGGAAGGCCUCCUCCAUCAGAAACCUCGAGAAGAAGUACUACCACUCCUACUCUAUGGUUGGCAUUGGACCUCCGGACACUGGGCCGAACAACGGGGAAGUUCUGGACGCGAGGGACCCACUGGCCGAGAAGAAAGCAGAGCUCGCUACGUACCAGAGGCGAGUGGAGGAUGAGAUGAUCAAACACUCCAAGGCAGUGGAGGUGACCAGAGCAAUGACAUUGAACAACAUCCAGACGGGGCUGCCCGGAGUCUUUCAAGCUAUGACGAGCUUCUCUGCUAUGAUAUCCGGAGCUCUCGACUCCGUGUGCACCCGUUCUUACGCCAUUUAGUAGCUAGACACUGUCUGUGAGGUUAUUCAUUCAUCUCUCUUUUUGGUGGUUAAGGUUGAUGCUGAGGCCGGAAUUUUUUUGUCAUGGUGGCUCUGUUUUUGAUAGUUUUUCCCUUUGAAUAUCGAAAUAUUGGUAUAAGAAUAUCUUUGUACAGAUAAGUGCUGUAAUUCUUGUUGUAUCAGAUGUUUAAAUUUCAGCAAUCAAUGGUUGGAUUUGAAGAA